Molecule: messenger RNA, 438 nt
Organism: Aspergillus japonicus CBS 114.51
Lineage: Eukaryota; Fungi; Ascomycota; Eurotiomycetes; Eurotiales; Aspergillaceae
Gene: rps23
Product: 40S ribosomal protein uS12
Exons: 2
Coding region: 1-438 (145 amino acids)
Biological process (GO): translation
Cellular component (GO): ribosome; cytosolic small ribosomal subunit
Molecular function (GO): structural constituent of ribosome
Source: RefSeq, a predicted model, not a curated record
AUGGGUAAGGGACAGCCCCGUGGUUUGAACGCCGCCCGCAAGCUCGCGACCACCCGUCGCGAGAACCGUUGGGCCGACUUGCACUACAAGAAGCGCCUUCUCGGUACCGCCUACAAGUCCUCCCCCUUCGGUGGUGCUUCCCACGCCAAGGGUAUCGUCCUCGAGAAGGUCGGUGUUGAGGCCAAGCAGCCCAACUCCGCUAUCCGCAAGUGUGUCAAGGUCCAGCUCAUCAAGAACGGCAAGAAGGUCACUGCUUUCGUCCCCAAUGACGGUUGCUUGAACUUCAUCGAUGAGAACGACGAGGUCCUCCUCGCCGGUUUCGGUCGUAAGGGUAAGGCCAAGGGUGAUAUUCCCGGUGUCCGUUUCAAGGUCGUCAAGGUCUCCGGUGUCGGUCUCAUGGCCCUCUGGAAGGAGAAGAAGGAGAAGCCCCGCUCUUAA